Messenger RNA from Bradysia coprophila, 2954 nucleotides. RefSeq names its product Smg6 nonsense mediated mRNA decay factor (gene Smg6). The record is from RefSeq and is a predicted model, not a curated record. NCBI's taxonomy places the organism in Eukaryota, Metazoa, Arthropoda, Insecta, Diptera, Sciaridae. Gene Ontology annotation, cellular component: telomerase holoenzyme complex. Gene Ontology annotation, molecular function: telomeric repeat DNA binding; telomerase RNA binding; protein binding. Gene Ontology annotation, biological process: nuclear-transcribed mRNA catabolic process, nonsense-mediated decay.
GACAGCUGUCAAACGUGACUUCAUGCAAAAACGAAAAUAUUUUUUUUUUGCGUAGAAAUAGAAAUCAUACAAAAAACGAAUCAUGACAAACACGAGGGUCAUAAAAACCACAGAAAAGAACGUAAACAAGUGAAAUUUGGAGAAACAAUCAGCACACAUGUUGUGAUAUUGGUAUUCACAGGUGCUGAACCACUUUUAGGAAUAUUUUAAUAUAAUUUGCAUACAUGUGCCAUGUCCACAAACACACCAGGCUUAUUGAGCAUCAAACAGCCAGUUCCGAAGAAAACUACACCAGAACAGGAAUCAGUUCGGCCCCUCGCGCGAUUCUUUAUAGCAAACAUUAACUUCUAUUCAUACACUCGAGCGAAAUGGUACGACAACAUCAGCGCCGACUACAAACCUCAUACACACAAAAUAAUCGAACGUUUGAGGGAAGCUGAUCGAUCGAUGCAAAGUGAUAUUGUUACUGGCGAAUGCCUUGAGAAUUGGGACAAAUUCAUGGAGUGCCGACAGACAAUCAAAAUGUUAUCGGAAAAUUGCAUACGGAAAGAGAUGAAACUUUGCCGGAAGGAAAAUGUGGAGCAACAUCUGUGGAAGAUACUGUACUACAAUCUUAUCGAAUUUUUCAAAGUGCUGAUAGCCGAAUCAAAACUGGAGGAACGGACGACGUACUUCCAAACGAAAUUGAAAGCAAUCAUUGAUGAUGGAUUAACAUUUUAUUGUCACAUGCUGGAUGUUCUCCAAACCACAUACAAUUUUCAGCUGACGGAUCUGUUGGAAACGGAUGUCGACCCUAGAGUCAAAUUCAAAGACAACAAAUUCGUUCAGCUCGCCAUGGUAUCGGCGCAGAAAUAUUUUCUAUUUUUGGGAGACUUGUCCAGAUAUAAGGAAACAAAUAAAGCGAACGGCAAUCUGGCCUCGGCUAAGGAAUAUUACUUGAAAGCACAAAGACUGAUUCCAUCGAACGGUGUUCCGUACAAUCAAUUGGCAUUCGUUGCUUUGCAUUCAAAAAAUAAAUUCGCCGCCGUUUACUACUACAUACGCAGCUUAAAGGCGUCGAAUCCCAUUCAAACGGCCAAAGAAAAUCUGAAAGUUUUGUUUGACGAAGCAAGGAAAAGCUACGAGGCAAACCGUAAGACUGCAAUGGAACAUAAAUCGCCGGUUAAAACGGUGAAGGAGGAUUCGAAAAAGUCGAAAACGGAUGAUGAAAACUCUCGUCAGGAGAUUUGGAUUCAUCCAAUCAGUGGCAAAUCGAUGAAUCGACGUACCAUGCAAUUGAUUGAAGAUGAUGACACGGAUGGCACGGAUGGAGAGUUUGAUGAUUUCAAUGGGAAAGAGAUUGCCAAACGCUUCAUGACCAGCUUUGUGAACGUUCACGGAAAACUCAUCACCAAAAUUGGAAUGGACAGCUUUAUGACAUGUGCAAAGCAAAUGCUGAAAGAAUUUCAACGUCUACUGAACUGCAAUCCCAUUCCAUUGAAUUUUCGCUGCUUCCUACAAAUCUUGUGCAUUAAUGUCUACACUAUUUCCGAGGCUCGUAAGAAGACCGCCACGCAAACAAGUAACACUCGUUCCGACAUCUUGGACGCUUCCUUAUCCAUAUCAUUUUGUAUGUUCGAAUUGAUGUGCAGAAAGUUCGUCGAACUAUCGGACUUUGCAUCGUUGCAGCCUUAUUCAGAUCUUCAGCUGUCAAUUCCGGAAGAUGCGGAAAUUAUUUUGCCCUCAAUAAAGACAUGGACAGACUGGAUGGCUUCCAAUGAUGAAUUGUGGAUUCCUUUACAGAGUCUUGCUCAAUAUAAUGUUGGAAGCGGCGCUGACGUUCCACUGUAUUCAUUCAGAAAGUUGAUGAGCUCCCUGAAUGGAAUCGGUGAUUUGCUUAGUGAGUUUAGCUUGAGUCAUACAAAUGGAAACGCGUCAAUGAUAACUCUUCCAGAGGACGUAAUGCUCGAGGGUUUCCCACUGAUAGCUAGUGCUGUCAAGCCAAUUUUUUGUCUGAAAGCGGAGAAGAAAAAAUCGAUUUCGCUGUCGCGACUGCAAGUGAUAUUAGAUAAUGGAAAUAAAAUUUUUACCGCAUACAAUCCCAGUAAGCAAGAAGCUGUAAAUGUUGCACCCCAAUCCACUGUAAAUACCAAGAUAUAUGACAGCUCUACCGAAGAAGAAGAAAUUCUGGAUGAUCAACUCGCUGAUUUAAGCGACAACAAUUCCAACAAUUCACCGGAUAAUUUGUCAGAAAUUCAGAAUUUGAUUAGAAGAAAAAUGGAAUUGGAAAAGCGUCAUAAAUUGCAGACACGAAAGGACCAACGCGUCCAAGAGAUAAUGGAACAAACACAGGUCUCUCAGUGCAUUGAAGUGCGGCCGAAGUAUCUGAUCCCGGACACGAAUUGUUUCAUUGAUUUUUUGGAUCAUCUGAAAGAGCUGGCAGCGACAAAAAAUUUUUAUUACUUACUGGUGCCAACGUUUGUUAUCAACGAAAUCGAAGGUUUGUCGAAGGGUACGCCGCCGUCGGAAGUAAUGAACAAUCAGGUAGAUGUGCCGCCAUCCAAACGAGAAUAUGAACGCUGGGAAAUGGUUGGUAAGGCUGCCAAGGAGUCGCUAAACUUUUUGAAAAAUCGACCACCAAACAUCAAAUGUGUGACCAGCAAAGGAUCAAUCAUGAACACAUUUUCGUUCACAUUUGAAGAAGUGUCAGCGGAACGGGGAUGCAAUGACGACCGGAUACUUUCAUCUGCCGUUAACUUGUGCAAGAAGUCAGCUCUUAAAACGAAAAAUAAUGUACAACAUUUGCUACGAGAAGUGGUGCUAUUAACAACUGAUCGGAAUUUGUGCGUUAAAGCUCUAGCCCAAAAUAUUCCCGUACGACAAGUACCUGAUUUUAUGGAAUGGGAUGUUACCUUUGGAAGUUGAAUAUUUUUGUUGAAAAUUUAAUGGAGAAAAAUAAAAUGUCAGACUGUCGA